Messenger RNA from Phoenix dactylifera (date palm), 3739 nucleotides. RefSeq names its product Rab3 GTPase-activating protein catalytic protein. The record is from RefSeq and is a predicted model, not a curated record. NCBI's taxonomy places the organism in Eukaryota, Viridiplantae, Streptophyta, Magnoliopsida, Arecales, Arecaceae. Gene Ontology annotation, molecular function: GTPase activator activity. Gene Ontology annotation, biological process: positive regulation of GTPase activity.
CAAUAGACCUCGACCCCUUUCCUCUGUCCCUCCUAGCUCUCGCGACACAACUCAGGUCUUCUACUCUGGCGAUCGCAUCGUCCAUGGCGUCUUCAAGCCAUUCGAUGGCGGAGCGAGAAGGAGGAGGAGGAGAGGAAGAAGAAGAGGAGGACGAAACCCUAGAGGAGCUCGAGGGCUUCGAUGAUUUCACACUUGCAUCAUCAUGGGAAAGAUUCAUAUCAGAAAUAGAGGCUGUUUGUCGACUCUGGCUGGUUGAUGGUCCAAAGAAUUUGAUGGAAAAGAGUGCAGAAUCCGUGGGCUCUCGAAAAAAUUUAUAUAAGGUCAAAUGUGAAUUGAAGUAUGGGUUAAAAUUAUAUUGCAUGGAAUAUUACUUUGAGACAUCAAGGAAUGGCAAAGCUGCACAUUGGGAUGAUGAUUUGCACGAUUUACAGCUAUCCUUUGGAGUAGCUGAGUUUCUGGUCAUUGCACCUCUAAGUGCUAGUGGUGUGGUCCUUGAUGCACCUGAAUCAAGUAAGCUUUUAAGUGCUGUUGCAAUCGCUUUAUCAAAUUGUGGCAGUAAUUGGCCGGCAUUUGUUCCAGUGCAUGAUCCUUCUCGAAAAGCAUACAUUGGAAUCCAAAAUAUGGGCACAAUUUUUACAAGAAGGUUUGAUGGUGACCGUAUUGGUAGCCAGGUUCCUAUACGGCUCAUGCAUCUGGAGGGGCUAUAUGAGUUGUUUGUCUCAAAAUUUGCUUUAUCCUCAGUAGAUUUCUCCACAAGCUGUUUUAAAGUGCGCUUCACAAUGAAGCUGACAUAUAGAACACCUCCAUAUGAUGAUGAUGAGAUAGAGAGUGUAGAACGUGAAGCUAAAGAACCAGGAAGAGAUCCUGAUGGUUUGAAUCUUAUCAAAACACAAUGGGAUGAUGAUUGCCCUUGGACAGAGUGGUAUUCCGCUGAGGAUCCUGUUAGAGGUUUUGAGUUGAUUGCCGUGUGGUUAAGUAGGACAUUUGAAGGUUCUCUUGAGAUGGCAGAACUAGAAAAUGCCUCAUCUUUUGAUGCUGAAAAGUGGCUUAUCUAUCCUAUCGUAUCUCCAAAUAUGCUUGAUGACUCUGUAGGAAAAUUUGUUGGAUUUGCUUCCCAACUACGCCUUUUAGUAGGUGCAUUGGAUAUGUCAUUUGAAGCUCAAUUUUUGGAAGAUUUUUUGUCAGCCGAAAAUCCAGGUUCUGAUAUUUCAAAGUCUUCAACUGCCAUUCCUCCUCCAACAGUUCUUGAUCGUGUUCUUAAAGAACUUUUCCAUGAUGGAAUUCAAGGUUCAGACUGUGUAGAACUUGAAAACAAAUAUUCUCGUGCUAUCAAAGGUGCACCUUUGGAUUCUCUAUUUGCCCAAUUUUGUUUGCAUUCGCUCUGGUUUGGAAGCUGCAAUAUACGCGCAAUAGCAUUCCUCUGGAUUGAAUUUGUCCGGGAAGUUCGGUGGUGCUGGGAGGAGUCACAGCCCUUACCACGAAUGUCAAUCAAUCCCAACAUUGACCUUUCUACCUGUCUAAUACAUCAAAAGUUGCAAAUGCUUGCUAUAUGCAUUAGGAAGAAGAACUUGUUCAAUCAUCCAAAUUGUACUGAAAAUAAAGACCACAAUUCUAGUGAUAGUAAGGUGGACUUCCAAGUUGAUCUGCAUAAGGAGCCUAUGGAUGAUAAAAGCGACAGUUAUUACAGUUCUUUGAGAUCGGACUGGCAACAUGAUCCAAAAGGACCAAAACAAACCAGAAUAAGCUUGAGUAAGGAUCCUAACGAUGUGAUACCAUCUACGAAUCUGCAACCAGUAGAUCAAGUAAGGAAGGGAUCAGCUGGUGUUGUGGGGUCCAUGAUGCUCUUGAAUUCAUUUCAAGAAAUGCAUUCUCCAUACACACAGGAUGCACCCAUUAUGACAGAAGAUAUGCAUGAAGAAAGGCUGCGUGCUGUUGAAGCUUUUGGUGAUGCAUUUAGCUUCUCUGGUCAAUUGGAGAGAGAUGUAUUAUCUUCUGACAUGUCUGCAUUCAAAGCUGCAAAUCCGGGUGCAAUAUUUGAAGAUUUUAUUCGGUGGCAUUCGCCUGGUGACUGGGAGGAUGAUGAAAUGGAAGACAAAUCCAGAGAUGACAUGAGUUGGCGGCCUCAUGGAAAACUUUCACAGCGUAUGUCUGAACAUGGGAAUUCAUGGCGGCAGAUAUGGAAUGAUUCUCCAGCUUUGCCUAUCUCUGAACAGAAGCCUCUUCUUGACCCAAUUAGAGAAGGGGAAAAGGUACUCCAUUAUCUCGAAACUGUGAGACCACAUCAGUUGCUUGAGCAAAUGGUGUGCACUGCCUUUAGAGCAUCAGCUGACACCCUGAACCAGACUGCAUAUGGUGAUUAUAAACACAUGAAAACAAAACUUAGUCAGCUUUAUCUUACGCUUGCAUCUUCGUUAAAGCCUUUACAAGCAAAGCAUUGGCCUAACAAAGCUGAGUUGAUUGGAGACCUAAAGCAGCUUUGUCUUGUUUUUGAGCACAUUGAGAAGUUAGUGAUUCUUGCUGCUUCAAUCCAUCGCAAGUUAUUGAAAGCCCCUCGUCUUUCUGAAGCAAUUUUCAGUGACUAUUUCAAUUUUUAUCUUCCCAAAAUGGGAACCAGUUUGACAAGCAUGUGCUAUGACGAGGACUUUGACACCAAGCAACAAGUAAUGGUGCGUGAAAGGGAUGCUGUGGCAAGUCUAUUUCCACCACCCACUGCCAACCAGUCUUGGAGGAAAGUUCUGAGCAUGGGCAACCUUCUAAAUGGCCAUGAACCGAUCCUAAGGGAGAUCAUAUUCUCAGUCUAUGAUAGAGUAAGCAGUGGUCAUUAUGGAAGCAACAUUCCCAUGGCCACCACUGAAGAAAUUGAGACACAUCGAAUGUAUAUAUGUGGAACGUCAAAUGAUCUUCGAGCUGCCCUAUCUGUGACAUCUUGGGAUUGAAUAUUCGCCUUUGGAGCAAAGUCUGCUUUUAUUUCGGUUAAGCUGAUGGAUUCUCUUGUUUUAGCUGUUUAGAGGGAUUUAGCAGUGGCUUGCUUCACCCAAGAAGCCAAGUUGGCAGACCUUGCAUAUGGGACAAGCUAGCUAGGUGCCUUAUCAUGAUCAGAUAGUGUCAGCAAUACUAAUUCUUUUCAAUUGAGGAUUUUUCGGAAGGUCCUUCAGUCAUCAUUUCACAGUACAAGUAAAGCAUUCCGGAAUCUUGAUAGUGCACAACCAGGCUAAAGCUUUAAAAGAAGAUGCACAUGUCCUGAUCAUUGUACCACCACUGAAAUUGGAGAAUAUGAUUGAGAACAUUUAAACAGCUGGAGAGCCGACUUAUCCAUGGUCAAGCCAAGGCAUUACUUCUUGUCAGCAGCACAAUGGUAAUUCCAAUUAGUUAUUGACAUCCUGUUAUCCAAGAGUUUCAUUCCCCAUCCAUUCUCAUUGUCCGCUAGGAACCUAGAUGCCUCCAUCAUUGGAGGGUCUAUCUUCAUCAGUUGACAGUUGCAGCACUUUUGGACAAACUGUGAUGUCAGGAGAUAUGGUUUGGCCAGAAGCGGAUAGAUCUUAUAUGUCGUUUUGUAGAUUAAAAUAAUACAGUGGCUGGCUGGUGUAUGGAAGUUGUGAAUGCGUAUUUUUUUUAUUUAUUUUGCACAAAGUUGAACAGGACUGUUAACUUAAUGUUGCUUCUGCUGAUCUAGAUGAAGCUAUCACAUAAGAACUUCUACCUCGUCCAACAGAAGUGCACUUUGUAGUCUUUUAAGUCU